AUGGCGCUAUCAGCCAAAGAUUUGGAGUCUUUCCAUGAUGCUGUAUCCGUUGUUUGCUCAUCAGCUGUAUGCGCAUUAAAUUUGAAAGCACCUGACAAAAAUUGUCGCGCGGAUUUGAUCAAGGCUUAUGAAACAGAGUUGAUGCAUCAGUUGCGGGACUGUACCGAUUUAGCUACUGGCCUACUUUUGGCACUUCUAAUACUGAUAGCAAGAAGCGAAAAAAGUGCUGUGCAUGCUUCGGGAAAAUUUGUUUCUCAUUUGAUUUCAAAGGUGGAAAAGUAUCCAGACACAACGGCGCAACUCUCGGAUUUGCUAACGAGCGCACAGAAACUAGUCAUUACAAAGAUGCAGCAGAAAGGCGAUGAAAACUUGGAAGUGAAAUUGGAAGAGAAAUUGAUGGCUAUAAAAGCUGCUCUUAACGGUUUCGAGUAUGUGGAAAAGACAACGAUUGAUGAAGAUUUGAAUGAAACUUGA
Messenger RNA from Gongylonema pulchrum, 474 nucleotides. The record is from the annotation of a GenBank genome assembly. NCBI's taxonomy places the organism in Eukaryota, Metazoa, Nematoda, Chromadorea, Rhabditida, Gongylonematidae.